Rotaria sordida is the source of this 2781-nucleotide messenger RNA. The record is from the annotation of a GenBank genome assembly. NCBI's taxonomy places the organism in Eukaryota, Metazoa, Rotifera, Eurotatoria, Philodinida, Philodinidae.
AUGGAUAGUUACAUGAAGAAAUUGUUUGUGUCAGCUAUUAUUGGUGUUGUUGGUGCAAUUGUUGGUACAAUAGCACUAAAGAACUACCGAAUUUCACAUCGUUUAUAUACUGAUGAUGAAUAUACUAUCGGUUUAAGAGAAGCAAUUGGACAAAAUAUAAACGCACAGGGUUUAUAUUCUUAUGAGACAGUUGAGCCAGAUCCUGGUGUCAGUGUUCCUGCACAGGUACAUGGUUAUCAACAAACCGGAACCCAAGAACGAGGCGAUGAUGAAGAGAAACCGGGUCCGGACGAAGAACUACACAUUGAUGAUACACAUUAUUAUCAUUUAGUUAAUCAUCAAUUAGACUUUAUGAUGAUCAAUAUUCAAUCAUUAUCAAUAGCAAGUUGUUUCAAUUGUUUACCCAAUGAACUUAUUUUGAUUAUUUGGACAUACUUAGGUCAUGUUGAAUCAAUUAGAAUAUUUGGAACUAUGAAAUGUCAACGAUACACACGUCUAUUAGAAAAAUAUUGUUAUAAAAGUAUCAAUUUUCGUGAAGCAUCGUUAUCAUCUUUUCAACUUUUUUGUUCUCAUUUAUUCAAUAAAAUCCGAUUGAAUGUAGAAACAUUAAAAAUUGGUCAUCGAUUUUCUUAUUCCCAACUACGUAUUUUUACACAAAUGCGUUCAGGUUUUGUAACACUUUUGGAAAUGUUUCCAAAACUCCAACAACUUGUCUUGUACAAUGUUCCUGAAAUGAAUAGUGAUGAUCUUGAACCUUAUCUGGUAGUUAUUCCGUAUCUACAGCAUGUGACACUUAAAAAAUGUUCAUUGAAGAAAGUAUCAUCUUUGAUAUGUUCAAAUCUUCUUGCUCAUGGAACAAUCAGUCAACUACAGAGAUGUAUUCUUCAUAGUGAUCAUAGAAAGAAUGGCAUUAUUUUUCAUGAACCAAUUUCAUUCUUUUAUCAACUACAAAAUUCUCUUAUUUAUCUUCGAAUUUAUAUCGAGGAUUUUAUUUCAUUGAAAAAUUUACUUCAAUUUCUUCCAAAACUCUUAACACUUGAUGUUCGUAUUUGCAAGAAUGUUACAAGAAAUGACAAUGACCUGUUUCUUUCCUGCAUUUGUCCAUGCACCAAUUUAACAAAAUUAAUUUUUCGAGUGCAUAGUGUUGUGCAAUAUUUUCCAAGUGUUGUGAACUUUAUUCUCUUAUUUCGUAAAAGUCUUGUGAAUCUUGAUUUAGCUUUCACUCACAAAGAUCCUGCUUAUUGUCAUUCAUUAGUAUAUGUUGAUGGAAAUCUUCUUUUCAACGAACUUAUAAUUCAUAUAACAAAGUUAAAAAAAUUUAAUUUUUCUAUUGAAACAGCUUGUUUAUGUAAUCAACAAAUGGAUUAUUUUAUUAAAUCAUUUCAAACCAACUAUUGGCUAUCUAUGUUAAUUGGAUUGUAUUAUGAUAAAUUGAAUUGUAUUUAUGUCAUUUUUUCAUUACCUUAUGGAUUUUCUGAUUAUUUUGUGACUACGACGGGUAUCAUGUAUACACAAUUCAAUCAGACUGGAUAUCAACUUAAUGAUUUAGUACCAAUGCUAUUUGCAAAACCUUAUCAAGUGUCUGUAAAGAUUGGUCAAAAUGAAACGUUAAGUUCAUCAUUUGUGGCUUUGUUGAAACAAGGAACUUAUCGAAGUGAAGAACUUAUUAACACGACUAUGACUUGGCUCAACUGGAUGCCACAUCUACGAUUAUUGCGCAUCGAUUCACAAAUGUUAUUGAAGCUUGUGCAAACAAUUAAUCUUAGUGAUAAAAUUGAUCAAUUUUCAUCUCUCGAAAAACUUGUUGUUGAUCAACUAAAUAAUACUCCAGAUGAUGAUGACGACACUUUAAAUACCAUUGCUCGAUUAGAUGUAUCAUUGUCAUUGCAAGCCAUUUAUCUUCAGGAAUAUAAAAUGUUACAUUUUCAAUCAAUAGAUGACAACAAUUUUCUUUUGACUAUUUGUCAAAUUUGUUGCAAUAUGCAUAAACUGGAGACGAUGACAAUUAAAUUUGCAAGUCCAAAUUCAUUAUCCAAUAGUACAAUGGUGGAAAAACUUGCUGGUACUGAAAAGAAAAACUGUCAAUUCGAAUGUAUCUAUGUUUCAGACAGUUUUAUUCAAUUUUGGCUUGACAAAUGAUAGAAAUCAGUGAUAUUCUCUUUUUCUUAUUUGUCUGAAGAAAAAUGUACUGUACUUCAAAUCUAUUUGUUGUUCUCAUUUAUGAAUUCAAUCAUUCUUAAUUAUUAAAUAAAAACAAUCUAAAUGUAUAGACUUAUUGACUAGAAGAAAUCAACGUAAAGCUUCAAAUGAUUGGUAUUUAACAGUAGUUCUUUUUCCAUUAUUGGUUUUCCAUUUGCUUCUCUUAAAAAAUAUGCACAUCAAAGUUGAAACUAAUGCAAAUUUUCUCAAUCAGAUAGUGCAAUACGAAUCCCUAGUGAGUUAUAAUAUGAAUUUUAUAUGGCUCUUUGUUUUUAUAAUACAAGACAUAUCUAUAUUGAUCUGUUUUAUUAUAUAAAUGUUAGCAAUUCAAAUUUCCGAAAAUCGUUAUUUGUCAACUUAAAAAAGGUUCAUAAUAAUAAUUUGUAAUUCUGUUGGCAAUACGUCUCUGCAUAACAGACAUGCUAUUUUUACCAUAGUUGUUCAGUGUCAAUGCUUUUCUCAAACUCUUACUUAAUAAGUUUCAACAAUAUAUUAUUUAGUUAAACAUAAUUAAUUUCCAUUAGAAAAGGUGGUUGAAAGAGACGAAAACAUUUAGAUAGCUAUAGCAUAGCAUGUGUCCUA